This is a messenger RNA of Cladophialophora immunda, 2525 nucleotides long. RefSeq lists its product as uncharacterized. The transcript is spliced from 2 exons. The record is from RefSeq and is a predicted model, not a curated record. Bases 404 to 1267 code for a protein of 287 amino acids. NCBI's taxonomy places the organism in Eukaryota, Fungi, Ascomycota, Eurotiomycetes, Chaetothyriales, Herpotrichiellaceae.
CUGUUGACCAAUAGUUGAAUCCAUCGGGGUCACCUCAGAUGCCAUCACCAACACGACGUCGCAGGAUCAGCCUUAGCAGCAGCCAAAUCUCCCUGCCACGCUCCCUCGAACAGCGGCAGCUACUCGUCCUCAGGCCUGCUCGCUUCCUUUGCUUAUGCCGCAUUGGUCCUUGCUCUGUCUGACGUUUCACGGCUACCUUAGCGAGACUGAAUCCUUUCCAGCCGUUGUCCGAGCCUCGCUGUCUUCGGGCUUUGUGGCCACAAAAGUCCUUUUGAUCGCCCUUCCACACCGCAGGUCCGGUUUCCGUUUUCCCUCUGCUUGAUAUUGCCCGCAAGCAACACAUUCGUUUCUUCCAUCUGCUUGCUUUCAUGCCUGUACCUGUGAAAUUUCCUUUGCUGCAGCAAUGAAGUUCCUCAGCCUGACCACUGCGGUUGCGUGGUCUGCCCUCCAAUUUCAAUAUGUGAUAGCCUUGUCCAACGUCACCUUCUACGCCGACAGCCAGUGCUCGAAAUUCUUGAGUUGGAAGACCGGUCCAGAUGAUGGCACCUGUACACCUUUCCCAACAAAUUCGCAGGGCUUCCUCAGUUUCAUGGUCACCAGUUUGGAUCAGACGUGUGCCGUUACGGUCUACGGCAGCGAUGUCCCGUACUGCAGUUCAUCAACUCUGUUCCUUGCUCCCUUCUCCAACUGCAUGACUGCAACCAACGUCAGUCAAUUUUCUGUCGACUGUCAGAGCUUGUCGGUCGCAACAUCUGCGGUGCCCUCGGUGGUUCCGACUGGAGCUCCCAACCCCUCCACGGGGUCGACCGCAUCUUCGUCUUCGAGCCCUGACUCCGGUCUUUCUGGGGGCGCCAAAGCUGGCAUAGCCAUUGCUGCAGCUGUGGGAGGCCUGUUACUCGUUGCCUUGAUCGUCUUCUUGGUGGUCAGGAACAACCGCAAGAAGCGACGAGACAUGGAAUCCCAGCGAAUCCUAGAGGCGGACUCUACACCAGCCGCACCUCCCUACUCAGCCGAAAUGCCUCCCAACGAAAAGAAGGUUCCAAUAGAGAUGCCGUCAGCGGUGAUGGCGCCUGUGGAGGCUCCUGGUGAUGCGCACUGGCCACAUCCACAAGAGAUGCCGGGUGAUUACACACACUCAGAAAUGGAAGGAUCAAGCCCCUCCCACCAAAAGGACGACAUCAAAACCGUGGUAUCAACCGAGACGAAAACCCUUGUGGGGUCUGAUGCGAAGCUGGACGUCAAGUCCAUUCCAGAAUCACAGCCUUAGCGGAUCAGUCCUAUCCCUUGUGAGGGAAAUUCUCGGCUGGAGACGUCAACGCUUUCUGAAAAAGGUUUCCAAACGCACAAUUGAUCAACAUUGAAAUGUGGAACGCAAUAUGAACAUUUUGCCCAGGCCAUUGACUGUGCCAGGACGUACCCAUAAACAGUGGAGAACACUAACCGCUUUAUCAAAGAGCGGAGUCCGAUCCCUUUAGCCUUGUGACCCUUUACAAGGCUAAUUGCUGACUCGACAUACCAUCCACCGAGACACUUCCUAGACCGGACCUUCUAUGUCAAUAAUGCAUUGCAGAUCCCGAUAAGACAUGUACUUGUGCAUAUGGGGACUCGGUGCAAUACCCACGGACAUUGACGAAUUUGAACAAACGUCGAAGAAUGGGGGCUGGGGCUCAAGCUGUUUGCGACGACUCGAGGGCGAGUCCCUGUCCUGACCAAGGUGAUCGGGUUGGACUUUACGAUGAGAGACCACAUGAGCGCCGACGUUGGGUAGUCUGAAGCGGAUCAUCGUGAAACAUUUGCAUGGACAAUUCACCUUACGGAGUCCAGCUACAUUGUGGCGCCAUGCAUCUUGAUGCUCUCUGACAUCUACCUCGGGAACCUCCAGCGCAGGAGCAGCUACAACCUCGCAGCUACAACGCAUGCAACAGGAAAGUUGUUUAAGUCCAGCUGAAGAGGUCCACGGAGGUUGAUCUGUUUUGCUUGCGUUUCCAACUUGAUCGACGUCCUCGAAAGAAAACCUAUGCGGUACGGCACUUGUCUCUCUACGGACACAAUAUUUUCACUUGCGUUUUCGUGCUCUUUCUACAGGAACGAUGGCUGCGCCCCAUCAUCUCUCGUACAGAUUUGUCAAGAAAGACGCAGGAUCUAAGAAUCUCGUCGUCCAGGAACUGUCGCUACCCGCCCCUUCCUGCCACAAGUUACAUCUCAGUGGUAUCAUGGCCACAUGUAUGCAGAAAGUUCAAUCAUAACACCACACAAGCAUGAUGCGGAGGGUUUAUCGGAGUUUGGACCCAUGUGUACCGGAACCAGAACCGGAUUCAGAAUGUCUUUUCGAGAGCAAGCGAUUUGAACCGAUUUAAUUUGAGUUCUUGAGUUUACAUGUACCUGUGUAGCCCUUUUGUGAGUCUAAUAAGGAAGUAUGUAAAUGUCCAUGCCAUAAAUAUCCUAGACGGUGCUAUACCUUACCAUACAUACUACCAAACAAACGUCAUGUCACUUCAUGCAUGCUGUAUUGCGAUGUUGCGGAG